AUGCAAACAUAUAUUGAAAAAACCGCAAAUCAACCUUAUUCCACAAAUCCAAUUUUAAGCAACUCAGGUAAUAUCAUAACACCUAAAUACAAUAUAUAAAUUGAUAAGAUUGCAGGUAUUUUUUAUGGAUUCACAGGAUUUGAAAUGACUAUAAAUGGUUAAGUAUACAGAAUUAACCUUUUUGCGAAAUAAAUUGCGUUUGAUUCUGGUUAACAGACAAAUACUAUUCAAUUAUAAUAUGAAACUUGGGACGAUACUUUAGUAUUAGCAGCAUAAAGUCAGAUAUUAGUAUUUGCAUAAAUAAACUGCAACAAAAAUGGUACUUAUUUUAUAGAUGAUUAAAGAACAUGUACUUAAAAUUGCCCAAGUAUUGGAUACUAUAAUGGAUAAGUUAUUGAUCCUAUAGAAGGAAACUUAAACUAUUGUUUGUAAUGUGAUAAAUCUUGCUAAACAUGUGAUGGUAAAACUUCUUAAAAUUGUUUAUCUUGUUAAAAUUCUUAUUACUUUUUCUAAAAGCAAUGUAUGGCUUGUCCCGAAUAAUGCCUAAACUUGUUUCAAGUUAUAACCAGCUAAAACGUUUUGUGA
Molecule: messenger RNA, 585 nt
Organism: Tetrahymena thermophila SB210
Lineage: Eukaryota; Ciliophora; Oligohymenophorea; Hymenostomatida; Tetrahymenidae
Product: extracellular matrix-like protein, putative
Exons: 2
Source: RefSeq, a predicted model, not a curated record